Zerene cesonia (dogface butterfly) is the source of this 1408-nucleotide messenger RNA. RefSeq names its product 26S proteasome regulatory subunit 6B (gene Rpt3). The coding region runs from base 111 to 1358 and encodes 415 amino acids. NCBI's taxonomy places the organism in Eukaryota, Metazoa, Arthropoda, Insecta, Lepidoptera, Pieridae. The record is from RefSeq and is a predicted model, not a curated record. The transcript is spliced from 10 exons. Gene Ontology annotation, cellular component: proteasome regulatory particle, base subcomplex. Gene Ontology annotation, biological process: proteasome-mediated ubiquitin-dependent protein catabolic process. Gene Ontology annotation, molecular function: ATP hydrolysis activity; ATP binding; proteasome-activating activity.
AAUAUAUUUCAGCAUGACGGAGUAUUAUUUUGACAGGUCAAAACCUUGUUUCAUCCACUCGUCGUUUGCAUUAUAAUAUUGUUAGUUCCAGUAUUGUGAUAGUUAAUAAAAUGGAAGAAAUCGGUAUAAUAUUGCCAGAAAAAGAUGACCAAGUUGCCGAUACAAAAGGGCUCUCUUUUGCUGGACCGCAAUCUUUUGAAGAACUGGAAUCUGAAGACUUAUACACUAAAUACAAGAAACUACAGCGUAUGUUAGAAUUUCUAGAAGUUCAAGAAGAGUACAUUAAAGAUGAACAAAGAAAUCUUAAGAAAGAAUAUCUUCAUGCCCAAGAAGAAGUGAAGAGAAUACAGUCUGUACCACUGGUUAUUGGUCAAUUUCUUGAAGCUGUUGAUCAAAAUACUGGAAUAGUUGGCAGUACCACAGGAUCAAACUACUAUGUGCGCAUUCUCUCUACUAUUGACAGAGAGCUGUUGAAGCCAUCAGCAUCAGUUGCUUUACAUAAGCAUUCAAAUGCACUUGUAGAUGUGCUGCCUCCAGAAGCAGAUAGCUCUAUAUCCAUGUUGCAAGCAGAUGAGAAACCCGAUGUUCAGUAUUCUGAUAUUGGUGGUAUGGACACACAAAAGCAGGAAAUACGAGAGGCAGUUGAACUGCCCCUGACUCAUGUAGAGCUGUACCGACAGAUUGGUAUUGAACCACCAAGGGGUGUGCUAAUGUAUGGACCUCCUGGGUGUGGGAAAACUAUGCUGGCUAAGGCUGUUGCACAUCAUACAACAGCUGCAUUCAUCCGCGUUGUGGGUUCGGAGUUCGUACAGAAGUAUCUCGGUGAAGGGCCACGCAUGGUGCGCGAUGUUUUCCGUCUUGCUAAGGAGAACAGUCCCGCUAUCAUAUUUAUUGAUGAAAUCGAUGCUAUUGCUACGAAACGAUUUGAUGCACAGACUGGUGCCGACAGGGAGGUACAGAGAAUCUUGCUGGAACUACUAAAUCAAAUGGAUGGUUUUGACCAGACAACUAAUGUGAAAGUAAUAAUGGCCACAAACCGCGCCGACACAUUGGAUCCCGCUCUGUUGAGGCCUGGACGCCUUGACAGAAAAAUUGAAUUCCCGCUGCCAGACAGACGCCAAAAACGUCUGAUCUUCUCAACGAUCACGGCCAAAAUGAAUCUCUCGGAGGAGGUGGACCUCGAGGAGUUCGUGGCGCGGCCCGACCGCGUCUCCGGCGCCGACAUCAACGCCAUCUGCCAGGAGGCCGGCAUGCACGCUGUUCGGGAGAACCGAUAUAUCGUACUGCCCAAAGAUUUUGAGAAAGGCUACAAAAACAACAUCAAAAAGGAUGAGAGCGAAUAUGAGUUCUACAAAUAAUUAUAUCUAUCUUUGUAAUUGUAUUGAAGUAAUAAAUGAUUAAUAUCGAA